AGUAUUUUGCUUUUUAGACACUCCUUUCUCCAAAUUAGCCAACUAACCAAUAAAGAUCAAGUGACCUCCUAAUACAUACGCACCACCACUCACAUUCACAUACCUCCUUGUAUAUAUACACACACAUAAUAAGAAAGAGAGAAACUAAAGGAGAAAACCUUGUGGGGCUCUUUACCAAAGAAGAAGAAGAAGCGUGUGUCAGAGAAAGUUUGUUGACCGAUGGCAGCCAUUAUAGUGGCGGCUUUAGCGUGUAUCGUGGUGAUGCUACGACUGAGUGAAGCGGCCGUGUACAAAGUCGGCGACUCAGCAGGAUGGACAACCAUAGCCAACGUAGACUACAAGCUAUGGGCUUCUACCAAAACUUUCCACAUUGGUGAUACUGUCUUGUUCGAAUACAACCCACAAUUCCACAACGUAAUGAGAGUGACGCACCCAAUGUAUAGAAGUUGCAACACCUCAAAGCCAAUCUCUACUUUCACCACCGGCAACGACUCAAUCACACUCACCAACCACGGCCACCAUUUCUUCUUUUGCGGCGUUCCUGGCCAUUGCCUCGCCGGUCAGAAGCUCGACCUUCACGUCCUUCUCCCUGCCUCCUCCACGCCACUCUCUGAUCCACCAACUUCCUCCUCCUCUUCUCCUCCCUCGACUACUAUUCCUGCAGCCGGAGUCCCUGGCCCUUCUCCUAGCCUUGCUGCUUCUCUCCCGAGUAUGGUGACGGCUCAAAUCGUGGCCGUGGUGACUCUCCUAGUCUCUUUGGCCUUUACAAAUUUUGCUUCUUAACUAGGAUUACAUAUAUGUAUAUUGGAAUUACUGCAUAUAAGUUUUUGUUAUGUAUACUUAUAUUUUCCAUAUAGUUCUUUUUCCAAUGAUUAAAAAAUGUAGAGAUGGUUCAACAAUAAAAAUGUGCACUAAAACCAAUUAGUACUUAAUGAGAGUAUUGUUAAACCAUUCCGUUAUAUUCUUUUGGUCAUCUU
Molecule: messenger RNA, 977 nt
Organism: Arabidopsis thaliana (thale cress)
Lineage: Eukaryota; Viridiplantae; Streptophyta; Magnoliopsida; Brassicales; Brassicaceae
Product: Cupredoxin superfamily protein
Exons: 2
Coding region: 220-783 (187 amino acids)
Cellular component (GO): membrane
Molecular function (GO): electron transfer activity; copper ion binding
Source: RefSeq, marked reviewed